Molecule: messenger RNA, 1693 nt
Organism: Rhizopus microsporus ATCC 52813
Lineage: Eukaryota; Fungi; Mucoromycota; Mucoromycetes; Mucorales; Rhizopodaceae
Exons: 5
Coding region: 1-1620 (539 amino acids)
Source: RefSeq, a predicted model, not a curated record
AUGAGCGUAGAAUCAAGCCUUUUACCAGCAAGUCAUCCAUUCACACAACAGGAAACAAAGCAUUUCUCCAAACGAAUACUUCGAUCAGCUUUACAAAAAGCAAAUGUAGCUGUUCAGUGUGAUUCGACCAACGAUGUCUUGGGAGCUGUUCAUGCUUAUACGGAAGCUAUCGAACUGCUCGAAAAGGUGUUGAACUUGAUCGAAAAAGAAAAUGAUAAGAAACGUUUACAGGAAAUACAUGAUUCUUAUUCUGAGCGUAUUCGACUUUUAACAGCUAUUGUCAUUGAAGAGGGAAAAGAAAAAGAGAUACAACCUAUAGAGAAAGGCGAUGAUGAAGACAGUGAAGACAGUGACGACGACGACGACGACUGGGAGACAAAGCCAACACUACAGAAGGCUACUGUACGCAAAAUAAUUUCUACAGAGUUUAAUCGCAACAUGACUACAUCAUCAUCAUCAUUCAGUCUGCAUUCCUCAAAGAGUACUCCUACAACACAACAACAACAACAGCAGCAGCAGUCUAAUGCUGACAAUGAAGAUUAUGACCUGGAUUCAGAUAUAGAGGCUAAGCAAAUGCCUGCAAUGACACUUCCUUCCUUGAAAAAGAAGGAAGAAGAACUAUCACCAUCAUCACCUGCGACGCCUACAGCAAUAGCCUAUAUCAGGCCUUAUCGUACUCGAACAAGCAGUUUACCUAAAGUGCCGAGGUCUUCCUCAAUGUCUACUGUCGAAUCAUUGGAUGAAGAGCAGCAGCCAACUAAAGUGCGCACCUCCGCCAUAGGAUCUAUGCGAAAAAAGACUGUCAAUCGAUUGUCCGUCGAAGGCCUCGUCGGGCGAAAAUCGGCAGGUUAUACACACAGCACCGGAAGUCCGUCAUUUGGGCAUUUCUUAAAAGACCAAACGCAGGACACAGAGGAGGUUAAGGAGCAUCAACAACUCAAGCUACUUUUGGCACUGGAAAAGAGUAUGCAGCAAGGCGCUUAUGUAACAAAGAAAUUAUAUAUACCCAAAAGCCUAUGGCAGCAGCACAACGUUAAGCUAUCAUUUGUAGAUAUCAAAAUAUCCGCCUGUGAAACACUGGCGAAUGAUAUUCAUCGACUUGAAAAUUGGGCUUAUUUAGAUGAUUUACUAAGUUCAUUAAGGCUAUUGGAGCACGUGGAGACAUCAGUAGAGAGUUUAAAGACCAAUCUAUCAAAAAAGUUCAAGAGAGAAAGUACAAAUGGAGGUAAUCAGACAAGUAGUGCAGGUCAUACAAAUGGUACCACAAAGGUUGAAACCGCCAAAAAGUCAAGUCAGUCAUUCAUGUCGUGGGGGACAAAGCUGACAAAAUCAGUGGAACGUAUGAAUGCCUUUAGUUUAACAAAAGGAGAGGACCAUUAUAAACAGUAUAUUGAAGCCCUAGAGAGGCUUUUGAAGAAGAUUCAUACGUUAGAAAAAUGGUUAAAUUAUUAUCAUGAAGAAAAGAAAAGAACAAAUGAUCCACGAUGUGAAAUGAUGCUUGUGAAAUUGAGUAAAGUCUGUGAUGUGAUUAAUACAAUCAUAGGUGGAUUUGUGGUUCGAGAUAUGACCGUUCUACUUGCCAAAUGGCUAAAACGGGGAGGUUCAUGGGUGAGCGAAUAAGUGAUUAAACCACUGUUUUUAUCCUCUUUUUAUACAUUUAUACAUACAUAUAUAUACCUUAAAUAUAUUAAUG